Lecanosticta acicola is the source of this 1707-nucleotide messenger RNA. NCBI's taxonomy places the organism in Eukaryota, Fungi, Ascomycota, Dothideomycetes, Mycosphaerellales, Mycosphaerellaceae. The record is from the annotation of a GenBank genome assembly.
AUGAUGAACACCCGCUACUCCCAACAACUCGCUCCCCUAUUACUCCGCCAUGGUUCCAGGGUCGCCUUCCAAAGAGGCGCACGAUUCCCUAGACAACUGCCUGCGGUCGCCAUCUUAAUUCCACAUAAGGCUGCAUCCACGGAUACAUCUCAGAGAAGUGGCGACAAUGGACCGCCACCGGGCUUCAACAUGGAGCAGGCUAAGAAGCCCCUUCCAAAGGAUCAGGAGAACGCCGGCACCAAGUCUUCAAAGCCAGAUUCCGCCGUUAGUAUAUCGUCAACGAAAGCGUCCGAGAAUCCGCCCACACAAGCCGCUGAGCAGGCUGCGCUCAAUGAAUUAGCUGCAGCAAAGGCCGCAGAAGACAAAUCUGAGCAGAAGAAGGAAGUGGCCAAGAAGGAGGGAAAGAAGAAGAUGAACAUCUGGCAGAAGGUCAAGCACGAAGCGCAGCACUACUGGGAUGGUACCAAGCUGUUGGCGACAGAAGUGAAGAUCUCUUCGAAAUUGGCCUUGAAGAUGGCUGCUGGAUACGAGCUCACCCGGAGAGAGCACAGGCAGCUGACCAGAACGGUGCAAGAUAUCGGGCGUUUGGUACCCUUUUCUGUCUUUGUGAUAGUGCCAUUUGCAGAAUUGUUGUUGCCCGUUGCUCUCAGAUUAUUCCCGAAUAUGCUCCCAUCGACAUACGAGGACGCAACGAGCAAGGAGAAGAAGGCGACCAGGUUACGAUCAUCGCGGAAGGAGGUGUCUCAAUUCUUGCGGCAAACCAUGAGAGAGUCGGGUCUGCCCAUCUCUGCUGCCACGGCGCAGAAGGAAGAGUUUACUGAGUUCUUCCGCAAGCUACGUGCCACUGGAGAAGAGCCGACCAAGUCAGACGUUAUCAAAGUCUGCAAGCUCUUCAAGGAUGACUUGACACUGGACAACUUGUCAAGACCACAACUCGUUGGGAUCUGCAGAUAUAUGAACCUGAGCACAUUCGGCACGGAUGCCAUGCUGCGAUACCAGAUUCGUCACCGGAUGAGGCAAAUCAAGCGUGACGAUCGUGCGAUCAGCUUUGAGGGAGUCGACUCUCUUUCUGUGCCAGAGCUUCAGACCGCCUGCGCCGCCCGAGGUCUCCGAACACAUGGCGUGAGCCCUGGCCGCCUUCGCGAUGACCUCUCGCUCUGGCUUGACCUCCGUCUCAAGUACGGCGUCCCCAGCACUCUCCUCGUCCUGAGCAAUGCUUUCAUGUACGCCCAAGGCAAGGAAACCGAAUUCGAAUCCCAACUCUCCGCCCUGCAAGCCGUCCUCUCAUCCAUCCCCGAGGAGCUCUUCCACGAAAUCGAGCUUGAAGUGCACAAUGCCGAAGGCGCCACGACGAACAAGCAACGUCUAAAGGUCAUUCGCGAACAGCAAGAACUCAUUCAAGAAGAGAACGAGCAGACGGAGCAGCAGAAGGCUUCCGGAAGGGAGACUACCAAUGUGAAUGACAAGGAGGAUAUCGAUGAGAAGGACGAAGAACAGAAGCAGGAAUCCGCCUUGUCGAAGCAAGCACAGGAAGACGCGGACAGAGAAAUGAGAGAUGCGGAACUCGAUCUGGAUCGCCAGCAGGCGAAAUUCGAAAGACCGACGCAUACACACGACGCGCACGAGAAGAUGGAGGCUUCGAAGGCGGGCACGAAGGAAGGACCUAGUCCGACCCAGGAGAAGGGUGAUCAGGUGAAAGUGGGCUAG